UUUUUGUUUUAAUGUAAAGGUGGUAAAGGUGCUCAGUCGUCCGGCUUGACUUGUUUUUGAAUCACAUAUUUUUGAAUUUAGUUAUUCUGAUUAUCAUACAAUCCCAAAGAGGUGUAUUUUUAUUGCCGGUUUAUUUAACCGGUAAUCCAAUAGAAUAAUCAUCACAGUCAUGUCGGCAGAUGUAAGUGAGGUUGAAGUGAUAUUACCCUCGGAGGAAUUCCCUGAUCCGACGAAGGAAGCAUCGUUAUCAAAAUUCAAUGUUGAAAUCGAGUCUAUGAUAAUUGAAAAUCAAUUGGAUCAAGAUGAAAUAGAAGCUAAACUGUUAGACAAUGGUACGCAAAAUCUCGGUACAGAUUCCGAAAUAGUUCUACUGGACGAAGACGUAUUGCUGGAAGAGAAUAAAGGCGAUACAACUUCUGAACCUCAAGAAGUGACUCCACUCGUGGAAAACCUGAACCAUGUGGAAGAUACCCCGAUGGAGGAACGUAAUGAAUCGAAAGAAGCUGUGUGGAAUGGGUAUGAACAGGAUUAUUUUCAGUCACUUAGUGCUCACGAGAUAGGCCGCUGUUCAUGGGAUAGAGCAGCUAAGCAAAACUACAUCCGCGGUUGUCUGUGGUCUCCGGAUGGCUCGUGUGUGCUGACUACUGCUAACAACGACGGAAUGCAUGUCUUUGAGCUCCCAGCCGACAUGUACGAAGCACAGGAGGUUUCUCCCCAGCGACCGGUCAAUCUAAUGGAAUCAGCAGUGCACGUGCGAGAAACGACUCUAGUGUACGACUAUAAGUGGUAUCCAGGAAUGCACAGCUCCAUGCCAGAAACGAGCGUAUGGAUUGCGUCCAGGCAGCAUGAGCCUAUUCAAAUGUGGGACGCCUACACGGGCAAGCUAAGAUGCUCCUACAAAGGCUACAAUGCGGUGGAUGAAGUAGAAGCUGCACUCAGUCUGACCUGGUCCAUUGACGGCGGAUUCAUCUACGGUGGAUACAAGAAGAGUAUUAAAACAUUCGACGUUAAAGCCCCGGGCAGAGAGAUUGCGUCCUUCCCAACAAAAGUUACAGCUUCCUGUAUGACCGUUUGUACGCCGCUGCCAAAUCUGCUAAUUUUUGGAUCCUGGAAUCGGACCAUCACUGCGUUAUCGACCAACUCGCACCAGACUAUUCCUGUGGGGAACAACUCCCGGGAGUACAGUCACAAUGCUGGCGUCACUUGGCUGAAGUUUAUCCCCCGGACAAAUCUGUUCGCCUCUGGCGGACGAAAGGACAACAAACUGAUGCUGUGGGACAUUCGCAAUUUGCAAAAACCGUUCCAUGUGCUGGAGCGUUCCUGUGAUACCAACCAGCGGAUGUACUUCGAUGCUUCCCCGUUCGGGGAAUGGCUCGCCACAGGAAAUACCGACGGGGUGGUGCGGGUUUGGAACCUGCGGGAGAUCGAUACGAUUGGCAAAUCGUACCGGAAGUAUGAUUUCCCCCUGCAUCGAGACUGUUGCAACGGUGUGUCGUUCCACCCGACGAGACCGAUCGUGGCCACGACGAGCGGCCAGUUCCACCCGAAUGCAGACUCCGUCGACUACACCGACCAACUGGACGACCAACAACUGGCGGACGACAAAGCCCACCGCGAGACACCGGAGAACUCCCUCACCCUGUGGUGGAUUGGCAAGGCCCUUUCGGAGGAAUAACAGCCCGAUUCGGUGACCGGGCAACGCAACGUUCUGGUUUAGAUCACGAUUUUCUUCUUCAUUUUUCGCCUUCGAAAUAGAUUAAAAUCAUCUCCAGUUAAUUGUAAAGAAGGAUUAAAUAUUUAUAAUAUUUACAAAGUAACAAUAAAAUUAAUAAAGAAUAAUUAUUUUAA
Molecule: messenger RNA, 1848 nt
Organism: Armigeres subalbatus
Lineage: Eukaryota; Metazoa; Arthropoda; Insecta; Diptera; Culicidae
Gene: WDR79
Product: telomerase Cajal body protein 1 homolog
Exons: 3
Coding region: 170-1675 (501 amino acids)
Biological process (GO): Cajal body organization
Cellular component (GO): Cajal body
Molecular function (GO): RNA binding; protein binding
Source: RefSeq, a predicted model, not a curated record